GAAUUUCUGCUUCUUUUUCGCAAGACAUCUUGCUUUCACAUUUGGUUUUGCAAUACAAAUCUGCCCCUCCUUCCGCACACACACACGACGCCACUGUGCCCCGCCAUGGCCCCGCGAUGCUUACUUAUCGGUACGCCGUCGAUCGCAGCGCAUCCUGAGCAACUCGACAAGGUCUACGAAAUCCAUGACCGCAAAUCAACAGACUUGCAGAUGCUGGAUCGCAUCGCGGCUGGUCUCGUCAAUCUGCCCGCCUCUACCUACGAUGUUGUCCUGCUCCUUGCCGACGCCGACGGUACAACUCGCGAAAGCCACAAACUGCUAGCACGCGAUGUUAUGAACAAAGUAGUGGCCGCAUUGAAGGUUGGAGGGGUGCUCAAGAGUCAGGCUGGUCCUCUGCAAGGCUCUGAGAAAACAGAGGCUAUCCUUGCUGGACUCACAGAAACGGCAGAUGGCAUGGCAAAGCCAGAGCAAGAAGAGGCUGUGUCGAUACCGCUGAAGUUUGGCAAGAAGAAGACAGGCGCCAUCAAUGGAACAAAUGGUACAAAUGGCACAGUCAACCCAGACGGUUCUGUCCCACUCAACCUCAAUGGCAAGCGCAACCAGACCGAACCAGCCAAACCAAAUGGUGUAGGUUUCGUGGACUUUAGCGAUGACCUUGACGACCCCAUCAUUACUGGCGAAGAUGACGAUCUGAUUGAUGAAGACGAAUUCAUCACUGAAGCAGACAUGGCCCGGCCUGUUAUUCAACCACCUGAAUGUCAGCCCAAGCCAGGAAAGCGACGACGCGCUUGCAAAGAUUGCACUUGCGGUAUGAAGGAGAAGCUCGAAGCUGAAGACGCUGCUAGACGCGCAUCCGCCGACAAGGCUUUGAAUGCACUCAAACUGGAUGCCGAUGAUCUCGCCGAGGUGGACUUUACAGUGCAGGGCAAGGUGGGCAGCUGCGGGAACUGCGCGCUGGGCGACGCUUUUAGGUGUGAUGGAUGCCCGUAUAUCGGACUACCGGCAUUCAAGCCUGGUGAGGAGGUGCGGUUGCUGAACAAUGAUAUCCAGUUGUAGGUGUCUGUUUGGGUGAGAUUGCAUUGUGUAUGGCGUAUUGGUUGCAAUUAGGGUGAUAUAUAGAUAUGGGGCCACUUGGUAAAUGGCGUACUAGGUCUGAACUUUGCUCAGAUUGACGAGACGAUCAAUGAAGCAUGACUAUCCCAUAGAAGUCCACUCAUGAAUUACAUGGUGUGGCUCUUUGUAUUCCUGCAAGGCCAUAACGAAUUUGAGCCGGAAAGAUUACUGUCAUCCAGACGCUAUAUCAAGACCCUAGACAGCACACAAUCUCAUGCCCCAAUCAUCAACUCCAACUUCAAAGCCGUACGCCCGGGACCAUAGUAAUCAGGCCGGCGCUCAGACUGUUGAAAGCCACAU
Bipolaris maydis ATCC 48331 is the source of this 1413-nucleotide messenger RNA. RefSeq names its product cytokine-induced anti-apoptosis inhibitor 1, Fe-S biogenesis-domain-containing protein. Gene Ontology annotation, biological process: iron-sulfur cluster assembly. The record is from RefSeq and is a predicted model, not a curated record. NCBI's taxonomy places the organism in Eukaryota, Fungi, Ascomycota, Dothideomycetes, Pleosporales, Pleosporaceae. Gene Ontology annotation, molecular function: iron-sulfur cluster binding. Gene Ontology annotation, cellular component: cytoplasm.